CAACAGUGAGAUAAGGUUGUGUGGAUGAUGUACCAAAAUGACGGCGCAUUUUCCCACAGGACAUAGAAGGAGAAGCAACAGCUUGGCUUGCAGCGAUAUAGACAUUCUACCAGACCUGAUAGAAGAUAUCACAGGGGAGUGGCAUGCUACGCCCAAGAACGAGAGAGUAGACACCAAAACGUGGAUCGAAGAGGAGCCAGAAAACACACCAUGCGAAGAAGUAAUAACCAAAAAGCCCAUUUCAUCAUCAUUAUCAGUGGAAGAGGGCAUAAAGAUGAAAUAUUUCAUUCACAAAGAUACCAACUACGACUUCCAAAGACAAAGAAGUGAAUCUAAACAGAGAAGUAACUCCUCAUCAACUGGUCACAUCUUCAAGAGCUGCCUAGGCGGCAGUGUGCUAGCAAUACACGACGCCUACAGGAGAUGUGGGGUUUGGACCAGCGUCGCCACUUCCCUGAUACUGGGUUACUGCAUCGCUUAUGGUAUACAUUUAACAGUAAAAUCAGCGCAGACGCUGUACAUGCGGUUGCACAUACCAGAGCUGUCCUACUCCAAGCUUGCUGAAGCGGCGAUGGAUGUAGGACCUUUCCCAAGACUGAGAAAAUACAGCAAACUCUUUAGAUACCUAGUAGAAUUCACCACCUGUGUCAACCUCUUUGGAGUAUGCUGCGUCUACCAGCUCAUCAUAGCCAGAAUCAUGAAGGAACUGUUCGGUAGCAUACAGAAUCUACCGUACGAAGACUUGGAUUUGCUGCGGUUUUACGUGCUUAUACUGCUGGUACCGACUAUAGUGUUAUGCAUGAUGACUAGGCUAAAGCAUUUGAGUCCUUUUGUGGUGGUCGCAGACUUGAUCAUAGUGACAUGUGCCAUAGCGAUGGUGUACUACACAGUGAAGUCCCCACCCUCACUCUCGGAUCUACCCCCAUGGAAAACCCCCAUGGGUUUCCUCCAGUUCUGUGGAGUUUUCGCGUUUAGCAUAGAAGGGGUCGCCAUGGCUCUUCCCAUCGAGAACAAUAUGAAGAAUCCGGAGAAAUUCACUACGGUUAUGGGUGUUGGUAUGAGCGGCGUAGUAUCUCUCUCUCUUGUGUUCGGAGUGCUGGGGUACUGGAGGUACGGGGAGGACUCUCUCUCCCCGGUUAUACUCAACUUUCCUCCUACAAUGUUCCCAACAAUCCUCAAAUACUCCAUAGCGGUUCUCCUCUUCAUCUCAUUCGCCAACAUUUUCUGGACUCCCUUCAACAUGGUGUGGCACUACCUGAGCCGCCGGCAUACCACCAGGUUCCGGCUCUGGGAGAGAGUAUAUAGGACUAUCUUCGUCAUCAUAGUGACUUGUGUGGCGAUUGCCUUCCCUAAGUUGGAGAGCAUGAUGGGCUUGCUUGGAGCAUUCUGCAUAUCGAGUCUGGGCUUCAUAUUCCCUGCGUUCAUCGAUCUGCUAGUGACAUGGGAGAACCCUGGACUUGGGAAAUUAAAAUGGCGCCUUUGGAAGAACAUUCUACUGAUUACAAUAGGACUAGUGUUAUUCUUUGCCGGCACUUACAGUAACGGGAAAGAGCUUAUAAAUAAUUUGUAAAUAUUGUAUAUUAUG
Molecule: messenger RNA, 1585 nt
Organism: Aricia agestis (brown argus)
Lineage: Eukaryota; Metazoa; Arthropoda; Insecta; Lepidoptera; Lycaenidae
Product: proton-coupled amino acid transporter-like protein CG1139
Exons: 10
Coding region: 38-1570 (510 amino acids)
Biological process (GO): amino acid transmembrane transport
Cellular component (GO): vacuolar membrane
Molecular function (GO): amino acid transmembrane transporter activity
Source: RefSeq, a predicted model, not a curated record